AUGAAGAUUAACGGAAAGCGAAAAUCAUCUCCGACAAAAAAGCCAACACCAGAUAAAGUAAAUGGUGAUCAACCCUAUGUAGAUUUCAAGUUCGUGUACCCGGAGGUAAAACCAACCUUUCAGAACGCCAGCCGGCCGAUGGGUUUUUAUCUCAUCGUUGUUGUCAACUCUGGGGCAAAAGGCGACGAACACAGGCGUCGCCGAGCGAGAAUUCGCGAAACCUGGGCAAACAGGAAUACAUGCGAGCAUUCAAACGCCAUGAAUAACCCCAAUUUGAAAGACAAGAUGUGGACUUUGGUGUUUGUGCUUGGAAAGGCGGGAGGAGAGGAUGACAAAAAAAACAUUGAAGAAGCCAAAGCACACAAUGACAUAUUGAUUGGUGACAUUAUUGAUAAUUAUUGGAACAACAUGGUGAAAUUGUACAUGGGCCAGCUGUGGGCUUCAUUGCUGGGCACGAGGUACACUCUUAAAACGGACGAUGAUGUUUACGUGCGCAUACCGAACGUUAUAAACUAUCUCGUUUCCCAGGGAUCACCCCCUCGAUUUUAUGGCGGGGGAACAUACCAUAGCUCACCUGUUUUUCGUCUUGGAAAGUGGAAGGUAAGCGAGGAAGAUGUCCCUGAAAAAAUAUGGCCGCCUUUCAAUCCUGGUGCGUUUAUUCUCUUCUCUGCAGAUUUGUUGGACAUUUUAAUGAGUUAUAUCUACAUUCGCAAGCCCGUUCACACUGAUGACGCAUACAUUGGAGUUGCCAUGAGAGACUUUAAAGUCAAAGUUGUUCAUAUUUUGUCAUUUGUUGUUGAGCAUCACAUGGCCACAUUGAUUCGUACAAAAGAUAAUUGCUAUAUGUUGAACGUGCUUGCAUAUGGCCACAGCGUGGAUAUUGAGGCGAUGGACCAUUGUCACAAGAGACUUGAGGAACUGUGUCAUUCCAAUACCACACUCAAAACAUUGAAAUGUUGAAAUUAAUUGACAUUUAAUUUAUUAAGAAACAAGCCUCGAUCCUUACAAAGGCCCUCAGGUUAUAUUAUAUUAUCCGUAUAAUGAUAAUAUCAAGUAAUUCU
Messenger RNA from Dendronephthya gigantea, 1061 nucleotides. RefSeq names its product beta-1,3-galactosyltransferase 1-like. Bases 1 to 960 code for a protein of 319 amino acids. Gene Ontology annotation, molecular function: hexosyltransferase activity. Gene Ontology annotation, cellular component: membrane. The record is from RefSeq and is a predicted model, not a curated record. The transcript has a single exon. NCBI's taxonomy places the organism in Eukaryota, Metazoa, Cnidaria, Anthozoa, Malacalcyonacea, Nephtheidae.